Molecule: messenger RNA, 1273 nt
Organism: Drosophila suzukii
Lineage: Eukaryota; Metazoa; Arthropoda; Insecta; Diptera; Drosophilidae
Product: nucleolin
Source: RefSeq, a predicted model, not a curated record
CCUGAUCGCCUGCUCUGGUCACACUAAAGCGUACACGUGCGAAGCAAUUUAAAAAGAAAACAGUUUAAUUUCCCCGUUAAAAAUGAAGAAAAAGCAGGUGGAAAGUGCAUCCGAGGAGGAGGAACUGCUGUCAGGAGAUUCCGAGGCUUCCGACGAAGAGGAACUGCAGGCAGAGGACUCAGAUGAAGAGGAACUGCAGGCGGAGGACUCCGAAGAGGAGGAUUCCGAUGGAUCCGAACUGGAUCUGGAUGCUAGUGCCACCGAAUCCGAUGAAGAUGAUGACGAGGACGAAGAUGCCAAGCCCGAGCCGAAAAGCCGGGCGGAGAUCAUCGACCAGAAGAUCCACACCAAGUACGAGCAGCUAAAGGGCACCCGGCUGUACGUCCGCUUUCCCCAGAAACUGCCCCUGGAUGUGGAUGAAUUCAAUACCAUGGUGAAGGCACUGCACCCGCUGGUACUCAAGUCCACGAAGCCUCGCCAGAAGCACGCCCGUUUCUGCUUGGUGGACUUUAAGACCAAGGAGGAUCGCGAUAAGGCAUACGAAGACAUCAAGGCCUCCAUUGAUAAGGACAAGUACAAGGGUAUAUUUGUGUCGCUGCCCAAGACCGACUCCGAUGAUUUUGUCAACGAGCUGGUGAACCGCAAGCAGACAUCCGUGGAGAACAAACGCACCAAAGCCCUGAUGAAGCGCGCCACCAAGAAGGUGUUGUCCAAGGGCAACUUCACCUCAUCGGUGGUCAUUACCAAUCUGCCCAAGACCAGUUCGGUGGCCCAGGUGCGCCAGUUAUUCCCGGAGGCGGUGGACAUUCAAAUACGGCCGGGCAAGGGAAAAUUCCGUGACUCCAGUGCGGCCACUGUAACCCUGCCAACCACCCACGAUGCACGCAAGGUCAUCAAACAAAAGCUUAGUCUGGCGGGCACGCCACUGAUACUGCGCUUCAACACUCAGAAAAAGCGGAGCGCAAAAGAUAAGCUGAAGCGAAAGGCGGAGAAAGGGAAAUCCCCCACCAAGAAAACCUUGAAGGCCGAUGAUAAUGAGAAGUCUAAGGCGGAAAAAGGGGAAUCCCCCAAAAUUAAGAAACCUGAAAAAAGCAUUCAACAGAAACCGAAAGAAAAUCUGAAGAGGAAGACACCCAAGGAAAAAACCACUAAUAUUAAGACACCUAAAAAGUUAAAGAAACUGAGCGCAGAGUAGAAAGUAGUUAAUGUUUCCUAAUUUAAAUAAAAUUAAACAUGUUCGAUUGUAUAACCAAACAUAAGCGAGUUUUAAUCA